AUGAUACCUAAGAGGUUCAUAGCAAAAUAUGGAGACCGCCUGCCAAACCUCUUGCUUCUUAAAGUUGCAGGGGAUGCAAAUUGGCCAGUGGAACUAGAGAAGUGUGAUGACAGGGUAUGGAUUAGCAAAGGAUGGAAGAAUUUCUUAGAUUAUUACUCCAUCAAUCAUGGACAUUUGAUAGUCUUUAGAUAUGAAUGGGGCUCAAUCUUUCAUGUCCUAAUAUUCGAUAAAAGUGCGUCUGAGAUAGAAUAUCCCCGGAAACCCGUAGCUCCUGAAAAAUUAGCAGAGCCCAAGGUGGUCGAAACCGAUGAUGUCUUGACAGAAUUGGGUGAGUACAUUUCGCCUGGAGAAAGGAGGGAAAUGAAGUCGCCAUCGUGCUUGGCUUCUUCUGAUAAGCUGAUGACGAAAUCCGAUCCUGUUAGCCAAGAUCGAAAUAAGUCCAGUGCCCGUUUGCCAAUGCCAUAUUAUGAAGCUAAAGGCUCUUAUUCAGGAGAUAGAAGGACUUCGAAGCUCAAGGAGUACUUGCACCCGUAUCGUUCAUCACUAGACUACAGUGGCAAGGUCAAAGAGUCUGAAAAAAGAGCUACCCCUUUUGAGCAGAUUCAUCUUAGAUCUAGAUGUACAAACCCUUCUGAUGCUCUGAAAAGGCCAGGAAAUUCAAAUCGGAACAUCCUUCUUUCCUCAUCCUUGUGCGGCACUACUACCUCGAGCACUCUAACGUGGUAA
Molecule: messenger RNA, 726 nt
Organism: Eucalyptus grandis
Lineage: Eukaryota; Viridiplantae; Streptophyta; Magnoliopsida; Myrtales; Myrtaceae
Product: B3 domain-containing protein At3g18960-like
Exons: 2
Coding region: 1-726 (241 amino acids)
Molecular function (GO): DNA binding
Source: RefSeq, a predicted model, not a curated record